This is a messenger RNA of Ananas comosus (pineapple), 3384 nucleotides long. RefSeq names its product pentatricopeptide repeat-containing protein At5g65560-like. The transcript is spliced from 4 exons. The record is from RefSeq and is a predicted model, not a curated record. Lineage: Eukaryota; Viridiplantae; Streptophyta; Magnoliopsida; Poales; Bromeliaceae. Bases 1 to 2745 code for a protein of 914 amino acids. Gene Ontology annotation, molecular function: protein binding.
AUGAGCUUGACCCAGUCGCCGCGGCGGAGGGACUCGAUGGGCGGGGGGAGGUGGACGGGGUUUCCUCCUCCGCCGCCGCCGCCGCCGCCGCCGCGGCGCUCAGCGGCGGACUCGGCUAGGGUUCCGACGGUGGCGCGGAGGAGAUGCAGCGGAAAAUGGUUUACAUCUUCUUCGUCCUCCUCCUCUUCUCUCCUCCUCCCCCUUGCCGCAGCAGCCUCCUUGUCCACCGCCGCCCCCGCCGGAAUCCCAACCCUUGACCCUGACCCACCUUCUUCCUCCUCCCUCCUCUUCUCCAUACUCUCCCACCCGGAGUGGCCCUCCGACCCCCGCCUCCGCGCCGCCGCCCCCGCCCUCACCCCAUCCGCCGUCGCCGCAGUGCUCCGCCGACCCCCGCCCGGGCUCUCCCCCCGCGCCGCCCUCGCCUUCUUCCGCUGGGCCCAACGCCUCCCCUCCUUCCGCCACUCCGUCGACUCCCGCCUCGCCCUCCUCCAAACCCUCGCCCGCUCCGGCCUCCUCCGCCGCGCGCAAGCCCUGGCCUUCGCUAUGGUUCGAUCCCACUCCUCCUCCCCCGAUGAGAUCCUCUCGUGCCUCGCCGCAAUCGCGUCACUCCGUGAUCUUGGUUUCCGACCGUCCCUCCGGUGCCUCAACCUCCUCCUCAUGGCGCUCGCGCGGCACGGGAUGAUCGCAGAAAUGAACAACCUGUUCGAUGAAAUGUGUAAAGGCGAGAGCUUUACGCAUCCGAACCUCCACACCUACAAUACCAUGAUCAAUGCUUUUUGUAAGGAAGGGGAUCUCGAUCGCGCCAAGCUCUAUUUGGGUUAUAUGUUGGAUGCUGGAUUCGAACCUGAUACACAUACUUAUACGUCUUUUAUAUUAGGGUAUUGUAAAGCAGGCCUCUUAGUUAAUGCCUGUAAGCUGUUUGUGUUAAUGCCGCUUAGAAACUGCCCGAGAAACAGCUACUCAUAUGCUGUUAUAAUUCAUGGGCUUUGCGAUGCUGGUCGGGUAAAGGAGGGUUUCUCGUUGUUUUCGACAAUGGGAGAUGAUGGGUGCUCGCCGGAUUUGCACAUAUAUACAAUGGUAAUGCAUGGGUUAUGUAAGGCAGGAAGAGUAGAGGACGCGGAAAUGAUUCUGGAUGAGUUUGGUCGAAGUGGUUUGGCUCCUAAUUUGGUUACUUACAAUGCUUUGAUUGAUGGUUAUUGCAAGGCAGGGAUAAUUGAUUCUGCUUUCCGGAUAUUGGAUUUGAUGGAAUCUAAUGGGUGUAAACCCAAUCAUCGGACUUAUUCCGAGUUGAUUGAUGGGCUUUGUAGAGAAAAGAAGGUGCACAGGGCCAUGGCUUUGUAUAGUAAAAUGGUUCAAGCUGGUUUGUCGCCAAACAUAGUUACCUAUGCUACGUUGAUUCAGGGGCAAUGUAAGGAGGGCCACAUAGAUUGUGCCUUUAGGUUGCUUGAUUUGAUGGAGGGCAAUGGUUUGGUACCCAAUGAAUGGACCUACUCAAUUUUGAUAGAUGCUCUAUGCAAAAGCGGGAGAGUUGAAGAAGCUUAUUCGUUCUUUGGCUCUCUCAUUCAGAAAGGAGUGAAGGUGAAUCAAGUGGUUUAUACUGCUCUAAUAGAUGGGUUGUGCAAAGCUGAGAAGACCAAUGUUGCUCGUGAAUUGAUUGAUAAAAUGGUGGCAGAGGAAUUCUUACCAGACUCCCACACAUAUAGCUCACUUUUAGAUGGACUUUGUAGGGAGAAGAAGUUACAGGAAGCCGUAUUAUUAUUGGAUGAAAUGCUGGAGAAGGGAGUGAAACCCGUGACCGUUACAUUCACGAUUUUGAUCGAUGAAUUGGUUAGAGAGGGAGGAUCUGAGAAUGCGAAGAACGUAUUUGAUCAGAUGAUUUCUUUAGGUGUUAGGCCCGAUGUCUGCACUUAUACGGUUUUCAUUCGUUCGUAUUGCCAGGAAGGAAGAAUUGAAGACGCAGAAAACACGGUGGUCCAAAUGAAGAAAGAUGGGAUUUUUCCGAACUUGGUGACGUAUAACACCUUGAUCAAGGGAUAUGCAAAUAUGGAAUUGGCCGGUAGUGCCUUUGCCGCUUUUAAGAGUAUGGUUGUUGAUGCAUGCAAGCCGAAUGACGAGACUUAUAAUAUGUUGCUCAAACUUUUACUAAGAAAAAAGCAGCUUGAUAGUGUUCUUGUUGACAACAUUGAUACAUGGAAAAUAGCGGAGAUGGAUACCAUCAUUGAAUUGAUGGAGGAGAUAAUUAAAUUGGGAUGCUCUCCAACUAUCAAUUCAUAUAAUGCGUUUAUUAAAAAUUUAUGUAGAGUGGACCGCUUGGAUGAAGCAAAAUCCCUUCUUAUUCGAUUGCAGGGAGUUAGUAAAUCUCCCAGCGAGGAUACAUAUACCUCUCUAAUAAGUUGUUGCUGCAGAUUAAAUAUGCUUGAAGAAGCUUUGACAUUUACUGAUUCCAUGAUAAAAUGUGGUUAUCUGCCAGGAUUAGAAUGCUACCAACUUAUUAUUUGUGGAACUUGUGAUCAAGGGAGCUUUGAUAAGGCUAAGUUGGUUUUUAGUAGCUUAUUAGAAAAGGGGUAUAAUGUUGAUGAAAUUGUGUGGAAAAUUCUUAUUGAUGGCCUAAUAAGAAGGGGGUAUGUUGAUGUGUGCUCCGAGAUGUUAUCUAUCAUGGAGGAAAAUGAUUGCCGGCCUAGUCCUCUUACAUAUGCUAAGUUGAUAGAGGAAUUCAAAGAGAGAGUUCAUGAAAGCGUAAAGUGAUCCUGAAAAUUGUAUAUUUACUGUGGGUGGCCAUAUGGAAAUGUUUCACUCAUUUGAAAAUAUGGGUGAAAUAGGGGUGUACGGCAAAUCAGAGUUUUGUGUAUUUUUAUCCUGAGAGGAGGAAUAACAUGUCUUCACAAAGGGAAAUGUGCACCAGCUUUUAUAGGUGCAUUUUUUCUGCUUAUUGAAGAUAUCACAGAGUUCAAUGAUAAAGCUUUCGCUGCCAUCUGGAACGUUCUCUUGUUAAAUGAGAGGUUAUUCGAUAACUUUCAGUCGACCGACUUCGUCGCCCAUUUGCCACUCGGAACAUUUUUUCUUUCCUAUUCUGGCAUUUUGUUGCAAUCGACAUUCCAUCAGCCAUCAAGCGGUAUACGACACUUAUUCUUCUUAUUUUUUCUAACAGAAAAUAUUUACUCCUGUUUCUAGAAAGUAACUAGGUUAGCUAAAUUCUUCAUCGCUUUACUAAUUCUUCAAGCAAAUAAAGCUAUUUCUAUUGUUACCAAGGUGCAUAUCGGCAGAAAUAAUUCGCAGCCUUCGGAAUUUAUCUUGUUAAUAGAUGUUUCAGAAUUUGUAUCAUGCAUGCUCUACGAAGUUGAUGUUUCAGAAAUUUAUCUCGUCAAUAAAUUAGAUUCAACCAAA